Molecule: messenger RNA, 2890 nt
Organism: Podarcis raffonei (Aeolian wall lizard)
Lineage: Eukaryota; Metazoa; Chordata; Lepidosauria; Squamata; Lacertidae
Gene: NUDT13
Product: nudix hydrolase 13
Exons: 10
Coding region: 569-1657 (362 amino acids)
Molecular function (GO): metal ion binding; hydrolase activity
Source: RefSeq, a predicted model, not a curated record
GCCUGACUUAGCGUGGCCAACAGCUUUUCCUUUCACCCACGCAUGUGCACACGUUCUCCAAGGCUGACAGGAAUGGUGCACUUACCUCAGCCCCCCACCCCGCCUUACGAGAGAAGUAAUAACUGUCAACGCGUAAAACGCAAAGGAAGCAGCGUGUGUGUAUGAGGAAACACCCCCCCAAAUCACAUUUGUGCAACAUUGGGGUUGGUCCCAAUAAGGGUUUUUGCAAAAAAUGUGGGUCAUAAUCAUGGCAACAUAUAGUCUGGCCCCCCCACAAGGUCUGAGGGACAGUGGACCGGCCCCCUGCUGAAAAAGUUUGCUGAACCCUGAUUUAAACCAACGUUGGAGGAAAAUGAGGAAGGGGCUAUCCAAAUCCUACUAACAUUGGUAAGCACUUUAGAGCACUUUCAGCAUAGGUACCUCCACUCUUGGUUAUGUUGUUAAUGGAAUUGUACCUGCUGAACUACACUUCCCAGAGGCCCAUUUUGAGCCAAAGGAUUAUGGGUAGUGUAGUUCGGAUUAAUAGAGAAGCUGAACCGAGCGCCAAUCAGUGUGGAGUGUUUGCUAAAUGUUUCCUGCCGACGGAAACUGCCGUGUGCUUUUAUAUAACACUAUGGCACACAAGAUGGUAAUCACUUUGGUCUAUCGAGUGGGAUAUAGAAGAGCUUCUUCUCUGUAUUCCAGGAUGCAUUCAACCUAUGUCAAGAAAAUGAGGUAUAUGUCCGAACUAAAAGACAACGAUGACGCUUGCAGGAAAGCCUCUAAUUUGGGAACUUUCUUCCUGUUUCACAACUACUCUCCCUUACUGCAAGAGAAAGGAAACAUGCUCCUGGCGCCAAAGUUAAAUGCAGCAGAAAUUAAGAGGAUUCUAGAGAAGUUCAAACAGAGCGAAGAAAAGAUAGAGGAUUCCAUGCUGGUUGGAUGUUCAAAUGAGUGCAGGCCGUAUUUUGCUUUGGACCUAGGAUCCUUGGAAAGAUCUGCCCUUGAAGCUGAACUCAAUGGAUCAUUUGGGGAAAUGAGGAAAGCUUUCUUCCAGUUAGAAGAAGAAGAUGCCAGUUUGAUUUCCACGGCUCAGGCUCUCCUUCGUUGGCAUGAUAACAACCAGUAUUGUGGGAAAACAGGACAGCUCACAGUGAAGAACUUGGCUGGAAGCAAACGGGUUUGUCAGAGCAGUGAAAUAAUCUAUUACCCACAGAUGUCUCCAGUCGUUAUUACUUUGGUGUCUGAUGGGAGUCGAUGCCUUCUCGUACGGCAAGCAUCGUUUCCUAAAGGGAUGUACAGUGCUCUGUCUGGCUUCUGUGAUAUAGGUGAAACUCUGGAAGAGACACUCCGUCGAGAAGUGGCUGAAGAGGUGGGGUUAGAGGUGGAGUCUAUGAGCUAUUCUGCAUCUCAGCAUUGGCCAUUCCCAAGCAGCACGCUAAUGAUUGGCUGCCAUGCCCUGGUGAACCCGCAACGGAGCAAGAUUAGUAUCAACAGACAGGAGCUAGAAGCUGCUGAGUGGUUCAGCCAUGGGGAAGUGGUGAAGGCUCUCGGGCGGAACCCAAAACCUUCCAAAGACAAGGAUGACAACCUCUCAUUUUGGGUGCCACCUAAGCAAGCCAUAGCCCAUCAGCUGAUUCAGGAAUGGGUCAAAAAGCAAGGUCCUGUGCCUACUUAGAGACACUUAUUCAAUCAUUUACUGCUCCAGGGAUGUGUUCCGUUCCAAGAGAAGGGUGGAUUUGAAGCUUAGCAAUGAAUGUCAGUACUUCCUCCUAUUGUGGUAAAAUGUUUUGAUAUAUUCCUUCUUUUGAGGAAGGUCAGAAGCAGAUACUUAUUGGUACUUAAUAGAAAAGUCAGAAGAAAAUAGAAGAAAAUAAUUCAGGCAGGGUGAUCAUAUUUAUAGUAAAACUUAAACCUUGUAAACAGACCCCUACAUUCCAUUUUACAAAAGGAAAUGCAGUGGUUUGGUUUUCAAACAGAAUGCGUUCUGGGAGUCCGUUCAACUCCUGGAACCACCCGAAAACCAAAGCAUGGCUUCUGAUUGGCUGCAGGAUGUCUGGCUUCCAAAAAUCGUUCGAAAACUGGAACACUCAUUUCUGGGUUUCGAUCAUUCGGGAGCCGAUUUGUUCGGGAGCCAAGGCUUUUGGCUUCCAUGGUACAACUGAAAGCUAGUCAUUCUUAAGUGGGAAAAGUAAUUUCUCCUUUCACCCACCCAUUUUCAGUAGCAACUACUGAAGCUACUAAUAGUUGGUGGCAACCUUACGCUUCAGAAAGCUGCUAAAUCGGGGUGAGUAACUUGUAGUCCACUCAUUGUUCAUGGCUUGCAAUACCCAUCAUACCUGACCAUUGUCCAUAGUGACUGGGACUGCUGGGAAUCAAGAGUCCACUCCUGGACAAAACAGUUGAAGACUUAAGUUCUCCACUGUUCCCACUAACGCCAAACAAUGAGUUGUGACAUGGAACCACGGGAAGGCAGGAAGCAGCAUUGCACUUGAGACACCCCCCCCCCCCACUUCAGGAUGCAGUUUGUCUUUCAGCUGUAAACUUUCAUCAUGUAUAACUGACGCAUAUGAAAAAGCAGUAUCAAAAUUAAAAUAUACUUCCAGUAACUACUUGAGGACAGAAAGACGAUAAGAGCAUUCUAGAACAGCCUUUCUCAACCUGUGGAUCCCCAGAUGUUGCUGAACUACAACUCCCAUCACCCCUAGCUUGCAAGGCCAGAGCUCAGGGAUGAUGGGAGUUGUAGUCCAACAACAUCUGGGGACCCACAGGUUGAGAAUCUCUGUUUUGGAACCUUCAUUGUUUUUGCCUGCAGCUGUUUUUGAAUGUUUACCUACAUCAAAGUUGAGUUUUAACAGUGAGGGGUGUUGGAAAGACAAUAAAAACAAUCUUAAUGCAAACUAUAAUGAAG